CGUUUAAGUUGUCUAAUGGUCGAAUCUUUCCAGUUAACCAGAUCAGAAACUAGGUUUUUCCAGCGUAGCAGUCCAUUUUUUAGGUUUUGGCCAUACAUUCCCACUUUGCAAGAGAAUCAAGCAGUGAAUAUAACAGAUGUGAACCCAAGAGAGCUGGAUUUGAAUGGAAAGAGCUUCUAUUGGUAUAGGGGCUCUCUAACUACUCCACCAUGCACACAGGGAGUGAUGUGGGCAGUGAUAAAGAAGAGAUACAAGGUCUCUCCAAUGCAACUGGAUCUGUUACAUGCUGCUCUUGAGCAUGCCAAUUCUCGUCCAAUUCAGUCUCUCAAUGCAAGGUCUGUAUACAAGGGGAAGCUCACCUGAUAGUUUUGUGUCUGAAGAACAAUGGCAGAGGUUCAUACUUCAAUAUUUAGGCAUGCCAAUAAGACUUCUUAGGAGAUUAAGAAUUUAAGACAUUACCUACUACUCCUGGAAGUUGGUACGUACUUUGAAGGAUAUUUUGCAGUUUCUUGAAUAAGCUUCCCAAAAUACCUACACAUGGUAUUUGUUUGGUUCAUCAUUGCGCUCUUACGGUAGUUGCAACAAAUUUUUUUACUUGUGAUGAUCAUAUAACAGGCAACAUGGAGGAAUUUUUUUACUUGAGUAGAUACUUUGUAAUUUAAUUUUAAGUUGCUUGGAUAUAUAAUAUGGUCUAUUUUAGAUUUCUAAA
Messenger RNA from Cryptomeria japonica (Japanese cedar), 709 nucleotides. RefSeq names its product alpha carbonic anhydrase 4. Gene Ontology annotation, molecular function: carbonate dehydratase activity; zinc ion binding. NCBI's taxonomy places the organism in Eukaryota, Viridiplantae, Streptophyta, Pinopsida, Cupressales, Cupressaceae. The coding region runs from base 16 to 363 and encodes 115 amino acids. The record is from RefSeq and is a predicted model, not a curated record. The transcript has 4 exons.